Rhizophagus irregularis DAOM 181602=DAOM 197198 is the source of this 348-nucleotide messenger RNA. NCBI's taxonomy places the organism in Eukaryota, Fungi, Glomeromycota, Glomeromycetes, Glomerales, Glomeraceae. The record is from RefSeq and is a predicted model, not a curated record.
AUGGAAGAGAAAUUAAAAACGAACGACGAAGAGAAGUUGAAUGAACCUUUGUUGGAAAAGAGUUUUUCUGAAUUGGAUGACAUUAGUAAGUAUCAAAAUACAAAAAGUAUCAAUAAAGGUCAUGAAAAAUCGACAGCAUUAACGAAGAAUGAGGUAGUGGAUGCGAUAAAUAGAUAUAAAAAAGGAGUAGAAGAGGAAGUUGAUCAAGAUAAUAAAAAUGAAUCUAGUACAUCAAAAUCAUUAACACUGAAGGAACGUAAAUUCUUAAAAUUAGAAGAAGUGUUACCGAAAGUUGAGGAAUUGAAGAAUAUAUUCAAAGAGUUCGGAGAAGUAAUGGCAUGAGAAGUG